ACAAGAGAAUAGUUGAACACUUUGAAUCACAAAUGCUUACCGAACGAGCAAUCAGUCCACGCAUCACCUCGUCAUCAAUCAUCAAUGGCGGACAACUUGGCAAACCCAGGGUCAUCACGUCGUCAGCUACCGGAGGGCACCAGACCUGGGGGCUGCGACGAGCUGGAUCCAGAUGUUGCGGGCGGCGGAGACGCCGGAUCAGGCCGCCGCCGGGGUCAAGUCUUCAGUGAGCGAUGGGUGACCGGGGCGUGGUUCUUGGGGAGAACGAAACCGGGAGAGGCGGCUCGGUGGUGAGGUUCGAUGGGAGAAGUGAAGAUGCUUGUAUUGUGUGCGUGCGGAUGCAAGACAAGUCAGCUUCGUUUGGUAUCUAAUCUCCUCAAUAAGAAAGAACAUAUGUGGGCAACUGGACCUCAAAAGGUAAUCAACGGUGAAAGAAUACUAGCGGAGGCCGCCCCCUAGUGGGCAACUAGCGGCCGGAGCGCAAAGCAGCAGCCAGGAGCAGGGGCAGUCGAGAAGGAAAGGAAGCCAUGGCUGAAGGGCUGCUCACCGCCGACUCAGCGCGAUCCCUCGUCGACUCCGUCGACGCCUUCCUCUUGGAUUGCGAUGGGGUGAUUUGGAAGGGGGACGAGCUCAUCGACGGGGUCUCGGAGACGCUGGAGUUGCUGCGGAAAUUGGGCAAGAAAUUAGUUUUCGUAACAAACAAUUCUAGAAAGUCAAGAAGGCAGUAUUCAAAGAAAUUCAAAUCACUUGGGCUUGAAGUUACUGAGGAAGAGAUCUUUACAUCGUCAUUUGCAGCAGCCAUGUUUUUGAAGUUAAAUAGUUUCCCUCCAGAAAAGAAGGUUUAUGUUGUUGGUGAGGAUGGCAUUUUGGACGAGCUCAAGUUAGCAGGUUUUGAAUGUUUCGGUGGUCCGGAGGAUGGCAAGAAAAACAUAAUGCUGGAGGCAAACUUCUACUUCGACCAUGACAAAAGUGUUGGAGCUGUAAUUGUUGGACUUGAUCAGCACUUCAACUAUUACAAAAUGCAGUAUGCAAGCUUGUGUAUCCGUGAGAAUCCAGGUUGCCUUUUCAUUGCGACCAACCGUGAUCCUACUGGACAUAUGACAGCUGCCCAAGAAUGGCCAGGCGCUGGAACUAUGGUUGCUGCAGUAAGUUGCUCGGUGCAGAAAGAGCCCAUUGUUGUUGGAAAGCCUUCAAGUUUUUUGAUGGACUUUCUUUUGAAAAGCUUCAAUUUGGAAACGUCCAGAAUGUGCAUGGUUGGUGAUAGACUAGACACAGACAUACUAUUUGGCCAGAAUACUGGUUGCAAGACGCUCCUUGUUAUGUCUGGUGUGACUACCUUGCCAGAACUUCAGGAUGCUUCAAAUGACAUCCAUCCAGAUCUUUACACGAACUCCUUGUACGAUCUCGUUCAGUUACUACAGCAAUAGUCUUGGAGCAUUGCAGGUGCAGUUUGAGUCUCAACUACAUUGCUGGUGCAGUUUGAGUCCUGAGUACAUUUCAAUUUCAAAACAAAACAUAUAUUCUUCCUAGCAUUGUUAAAUCUUCAGAUUUGACAAUGGAAUCAACUUGUUAAUCUGGAAAUGUAUAAGUUUGGACAGCUUUGGAAUUUGAAUGAAGUUUGUGCAUCCCAUAUUCCCAUUCAAUAAUAUUGUGCAAGUUUAUGAUUGAUCA
Brachypodium distachyon (stiff brome) is the source of this 1671-nucleotide messenger RNA. Its product is annotated as phosphoglycolate phosphatase 2. Lineage: Eukaryota; Viridiplantae; Streptophyta; Magnoliopsida; Poales; Poaceae. The transcript has 11 exons. Bases 528 to 1427 code for a protein of 299 amino acids. Gene Ontology annotation, molecular function: phosphatase activity. The record is from RefSeq and is a predicted model, not a curated record.